This is a messenger RNA of Rhineura floridana, 945 nucleotides long. RefSeq names its product syntaxin-3-like. The record is from RefSeq and is a predicted model, not a curated record. The transcript has a single exon. Gene Ontology annotation, biological process: exocytosis; synaptic vesicle fusion to presynaptic active zone membrane; intracellular protein transport. NCBI's taxonomy places the organism in Eukaryota, Metazoa, Chordata, Lepidosauria, Squamata, Rhineuridae. Gene Ontology annotation, cellular component: plasma membrane; presynaptic active zone membrane; endomembrane system. Gene Ontology annotation, molecular function: SNARE binding; SNAP receptor activity. Bases 6 to 905 code for a protein of 299 amino acids.
UGAAGAUGAAGGACAGGUUAGAGGAACUCCGGAACCGAGUGAACGAAGACAGAGACUCUCUGGAUCUAGAUGACACUCUCUCCUUUGGCAACCCCAUUUUCAAAGAGGAGGAGGGCAAUCCUAUGAUCAAGAUUUUCCAGGAAAUUACCAGUCUCUCCUUGGCCCUGGAUAAGUUGGAGGAGUUAUCCGAGAACAUUGACAAGAAGCAGCAACAGGUGCUUUGCUGUACCACCGAGGAAAGCAUUUGCAGAGAAAAGAAAGAGCUGAGUAAGAUCAAAGACUCUUUCACCAAGGAGGCCAAAAGCCUUCAGCCGAGGCUCAAUGGCAUCCAAGAGGCUCUUGCCAGGGACAGCCAGCAGUGGCUGGCCAUCAGCCGCAUACGCCACAUCCAGCUCUCUGUCCUCAUCAGCCGCUACCGUGACAUUGUUGCCCGACAUUACACCAAGGAAACCCAAUACGUGGAGAAGCUGAAGGAGCAGAUCAGGAGGCAAACAGAACUGGCCGGCUUGAACCUCCAGGAGGAGGACAUCAAGCGGCUGGUGGAGAGCCCUGUGGCGCCACGUAUUGUUGGCCAAGACUUGGACAUGCUCAAAGCCAAGCAACAUCUGGCCAUGGCACAGGUGCGCCACCAGCAGCUGCUGGACUUGGAAGCCCAGAUUGGCGAGCUCCACACCCUCUUCCUGCACCUGGAGAUCCUGGUUGCAGAACAGCAGGAGACCAUCAACAGCAUUGAGUACAAUGUCCUGCAUACCCUUGAUUAUAUCUCCCAGUCAAAGGAGGAGGUCAAGAAAGCCCUCAAAUAUGAGCGGCAGUCGCGGUUUUCCUCCGCGUUGUCUGCAGUGCUGGGCCUGUGUGCCUGUUGCACAUGCCUAUCGUGUAUGGCAACUCCGAGUGUGGUGCGUUGAACAAAAAAAUGAGACCACACAGGCAUUUUCUUCAAGGCUA